Molecule: messenger RNA, 1176 nt
Organism: Knipowitschia caucasica
Lineage: Eukaryota; Metazoa; Chordata; Actinopteri; Gobiiformes; Gobiidae
Source: the annotation of a GenBank genome assembly
AUGUCACUCAGCAGCUCCAUGUUCUGCCUGCCAAGAAAGCUUCAAGAACAACUUCCAAACAAAGCUAACGCUUUUGAUCCUAUCCGGUCCUACAUUAAAAUGGCUGAUCUGGAAGCGGACGAUGCUGGUUUCAUGGAAUUCACUUCGUUGUCAAGUCGCCUGGACUCCUUUCGUCACGGCGAACAGGUUCAAUGCUUCAGCUGCAGGAAAAUCAUAGACAACUGGAGCAGCGGGGACACACCUGUGGAGAAACAUCGCUUGGCCUCACCAACAUGCAGAUUCAUUGACUGCAUCUAUCCCAAAAGUUCCCAUCAGGCCAAUGGAGAUUACAACGAGGAAGCCGAAGCGCUCGAGUAUCGUCUGAGAACAGGGGCGGUGAUGGAUGAGACCACUUACCCUAUAGUGCCCCACAUGAGGAGCGAAGAGGCCCGUCUCCAGACCUUCACAGACUGGCCCUCUGCCUCUCCGGUGAAGCCCUCUGAUCUUGCGCAAGCAGGCCUGUACUACCUAGGGGAGAGUGAUCACGUCCAGUGCUUUUGCUGCAAUGGCAAUUUGGCGCGUUGGGCGGCUGGAGACACUGCAUGGGGAGAGCAUGAAAAGCAUUUCCCAAACUGCUUCUUCGUCCUGGGGCAUGACGUUGGCAACAUCCCACUCCAGGGUGGUUCUCAGGAGCAGGACGGAGGCAGAGGACCCCACAUGGCCACGUUUGAGCAGAGGCUGGAGAGCUUUCAGGGCACCAGUCAUCCUAUCAGUCCUGAACGUCUGGCCCAGGCUGGCUUCUACAGCACAGGCACAGGAGACAGAGUGCUUUGUUUUUCCUGUAAAGGAGGUCUGAAAGGAUGGCAGCCGGAAGAAGACCCUUGGGUAGAACAUGCCAAACACUUCCCAGGAUGCAGCUUCUUGUUGUCAGAAAAGGGCCAAGAAUUUAUAAAUAACAUUCAAUUACAAAGUUCAGCUGCAAAUGUUGAAGUCAGACAUGAGAAUGGAUUUUCAAAAGAUAAUGGCGCUGACUGCUUAAACAAACCCUCAGAUAAUUCCUCAGAAAAAGAUGAGGACACCCUGAGGAAGCUGAAGGAACUCCAAAGAGAGAAACAGUACACUUACAAGUUACGACUGUAUCACUGCUGUAUUUUGCAACAAGAUUCCAUGCAAACGUCUUAUUUGUGUAUAUACUAA